UAAAGAUUCUGUAAUCUUGAUGUUAUUUUCUUAGAUCUUAAGCUUUAAAAAGUAGGGUGUUUUUCAAUAGAGCUUGCAACUGACGGGGGUUUCGUCGGCUUUGAGGAAUUAGGGUUUAUAUUCCGGAGGUUGACGUGAAGCUUGUGAUUUCCAUUUACAUGUACUUUUUGCAGUAUUGUUGAACUUGACGAGCUGCUUGGUUUCAUUUACCUCUUAAAAGCUAGCUUUGCAUGAGUUUGGUUAUGGAUACGAGCAAGUUCAAACCUGAAUCUCAUGUAGCACAACAAAGCAGGCGAGAAAAGUUGAGGGUUCACCAUUUUGAGGAUUUCCCCAAUAGUUUGGAGCAAGACUCCUCGGUCCAUUCGGGGCUAAACUCAGAUCUUGUUCAAGUUCGUAAUCUUAGGAAUGCUAAGAUGCUUCACGAGCCAACUAUUGUGUACUCAGGUAUCAUCCGUGUUCCGCCACAGGAAAAUGCUUCUGCUAAAGUCUCUGGUGACCCACCAAGUUGUGGAAAUCUGAUGGUGGGUUAUGCAAGUGGAUUAGGUGGCAGGGAAAACAAUCAAAACCCUAUGUUUAUUGGGGAGGUGCUGUCAAAUAAUGCAAGGGAAAGCAACGUAUGUGCAGCUAUGCAGUAUUUUGGGACUGGGAGUGACAUUUGUAGACAGGAUAGCAAAAGGCAUUGUGGGGAAUUGCAGUUUGUUUCAUCUUCACUUUAUGAUGUUGCCACAGCUUCUGUGGGUACUCAGGCUAGUGCUUUGCAUUUUGAUAACGCUGGUGCUUGGACGAAUAGGCCGCUAUUAGAGCACUGUCCACAGUGGGGUGAAACUUCAAGUACUAUCCAAGGGCUCUCUCUAGCUCUUUCGUCGAAUCCUUCGUCGAAAAUUUAUGGUGCGGCUCAAUUCACAGAGGACCAGCGUGGUUCUCAGCAUGCCUUCAAGGAACCUCAUCGUGAUUCAAAAGCUUUAAAGCCUGGCCAUUUGUUUUCGAUGCAGAAGCCGUCUAUAAUCGGUAAAAGUAGCGGAAAUUCAACUUACGUUCACCCCCUUGGUCCAUUCACCGGAUAUGCAACUAUUCUCAAGAAUUCAAGGUUUCUUAAACCAGCACAAGAACUAUUGGGUCAAUACUGUCAUAUGACCAACUCAAAGCUUGGUAAAGUUCACGAGACAUCCGAUGGGGUCUCCAAUAGCAUCGGUGUUUCAGCCUCGGUUGCUGUUGCCAAUGCAGUUGAUAUGGAAGAUGGAGCUAUUAAGGGAAAUAACUCCGGGGCUUCGGUCUCUGGUCUUUGCAGUUCUAAUGAAAUUAGUACAGUUGAUGUUAGCGUUGGGGGCAGCUCUGAGUACCAACAAAAGAAGGCAAAGCUUUUAUAUUUGCAGGAUGAGGUUUGCAGACGAUACAAGCUAUAUUAUCAGCAGAUGCAAAUGGUGGUUUCGUCUUUCGAAUCUGUAGAUUGUCUAAGUGUUGCAACUUCAUACAUUUCCUUGGCUCUUAAGACAGUAGAAAGGAACUUUCGGUGCCUAAGGAACGCUAUCUCGGACCGUGUCAGGCAUUUAUCUAGAACCCUUAGGGAGGAUUUAUUGUCCCCAACUACCGGUGCUAGCAGUAGCAAAGGUGAUAUAAAUAUAUCUAGGAUGAAAUAUGGGGUUCAGAAAUCUGGUGGGGUUAACACGGGCUUCCUUGAACCUCAACAAGAAGGCUGGAGGCCCCAAAGAGGCCUACCGGAACGUGCAGUGGCAAUUCUUAGAGCUUGGCUCUUUGAGCAUUUUCUUCAUCCGUACCCCACAGACACGGAUAAGCACAUGUUGGCAAAUCGAACCGGUCUUGCUCGAAACCAGGUUUCUAACUGGUUCAUAAACGCUCGAGUUCGAGUUUGGAAACCGAUGGUUGAAGAAAUACACAUGCUUGAGAGCAAAGGCUUGGAAGCAAGCAAUCAGAACUCUAUCAAAACUGAUACAAAAUCUACUACUGCUAUAACCAUUCGGCCCAAUGAAGAACAAUCUAUCAACAGCUCAUGUAUAAACACAACAUCCGACAAGCAAUUGGCUUGCUCAAACAUGGCUAUUGCUGGGAUUACGGAAGGUGCCUAUGACGCUGAACGCCGGUAUCACGAGAAACACUCUAGUAUGGAUUUUCGUAUCUCAUCAAGCAUGGACGGCUCAUUGAUUAGUUUUACACCUCACGACCAAAGCAGGCUUGAGACGGGUGGCCUUGGAGCUGUGUCACUUACCUUGGGUCUCAAGCAUGGAGUAGAAAGUGCAGAAGUCUUCCAACAUCAGCUACAAUAUCAGCCACACGAGUACCAACUUCGGGGAAAGUUCGGAGGCCGAAUGAUUCACGAAUUUGUUGGUUGAGCUUAUGUUCGAUCGUACUGAAGUUGAAAUGAGUGGAGUGGGCAGCUAGCCUAGCUAUUCCUUACGAUAAAUUUUCAAAAUGUGACAAUUACUAAUACACGGUUGCAGGCCACCUUGACCGUAUACGAACAUGUUUGUUUUGAGGGUUGGAAAGAUUGACAUCCUUAGAUAUACCCCGAAACUACAAAUUCUCAAUAUAAAUUUGGGAACAUUCUGCUGGUUC
Hibiscus syriacus is the source of this 2571-nucleotide messenger RNA. RefSeq names its product BEL1-like homeodomain protein 8. Lineage: Eukaryota; Viridiplantae; Streptophyta; Magnoliopsida; Malvales; Malvaceae. The record is from RefSeq and is a predicted model, not a curated record. Gene Ontology annotation, molecular function: DNA-binding transcription factor activity, RNA polymerase II-specific; RNA polymerase II cis-regulatory region sequence-specific DNA binding. Bases 231 to 2348 code for a protein of 705 amino acids. Gene Ontology annotation, biological process: regulation of transcription by RNA polymerase II. The transcript is spliced from 5 exons.